AUGACCAUGGACAAAAUGAUUAUCGAGCGCGACGUCCCGAUAGUAAUGGAAGAUGGCCUAGUUCUGAAGGCAGAUGUCUUUCGUCCGAAGGAUGAAACUCCAAGCCCCGUUAUUAUGACUCUCGGUGUUUACGGGAAGGGCGUACCCUAUCGCGACGCCUUCGCACCCCAGUGGGAUGUCUUGAUGGCAACAAAACCCGAGGUCCUCCAAGAUUCCACGAAGAAAUUGAUGGUUUGGGAGCUAGUUGAUCCGGAAAUCUGGGUAGCAUGGGGCUAUGUGUGUGUUCGAGUUGACUCCCGCGGAUCAGGCCGUUCUCCCGGAAAGCUGGACAUCUUCUCGAAAAGAGAAGCCAAAGAUUACUAUAACGCAAUCGAAUGGGCCGCAGCUCAGCCGUGGAGCUCAGGGAAGGUUGGUCUGAAUGGCAUUUCCUACUAUGCCAUCACGCAAUGGCUUGUGGCUUCACUUCAACCACCUCACUUGGCUGCGAUGAUUCCUUGGGAGGGUGCAAGCGAUGCAUAUCGUGAUAUGAUGCGCCAUGGGGGGAUCCAAAACGAUGGAUUUUUCAAGUGGUGGUAUCCAAAGCAGGUUAUUGCAGUCCAACAUGGCAAUCCUCGAGGCUGGCAAGAUCCCUGGCUUGGUGAGAGAAGCAGUGGGCCCGCAUCCCUCUCGGAAAUCGAGCUUGAACGAAAUCGGACAGACCCCGUGUCGGACAUUCUCUCAAGACCUCUUGAUGAUGAAUGGUAUCGCGAAAGGUCGGCUGAUUAUAGUAAAGUGACAGUACCAUUCCUCAGUGCAGCAAACUGGGGAGGGUUCGGGAUUCAUCCCCGAGGCAACUUUGAAGCGUUCACACAAGCUGCCUCGAAGCAGAAAUGGCUCGAUUGUCAUCCAGGUCGACACGAAGAAUGGUUCUAUCUUGAUCAUGGAAUGGCCUUACAGAAGCGUUUCUUGGAUCAUUUCUUGAAGGGAAUCGACAAUGGAUGGGACAAGGAACCACCGGUACUUCUUCAUCUGCGGAGGCCAUUCAGUAAUGAGUUUGAACAACGAAAAGAGACAUCCUGGCCACUGCAGAACACCAAAUGGAAGAAGUUGUAUCUUGAUUGCGUUGAUGGAUUCGCUGUUCCUGGGAUGUCUUGGGACCCUCCUUGCAAGUGGUCGAAGAUGAGCUUCGCUGCUCUCGGACGUCCAUUGACAUUUCUAUCGCCGCCGCUCGAGAAAGAUAUUGAGGUUACCGGGCCGGUUGCAGCUAAGUUAUUUGGUUCUUCGACGACGACUGACAUGGAUCUCUUCCUCACACUCCAAGCCUUUCACAACGACCGUGAAAUUGUCUUUGAAGGUGCAGCAGACGCAAAUACACCACUCUCACAGGGAUGGCUGAGAGCGUCUCACCGAAAGCUGGAUCCUUCGAAAACCUUACCCUAUCGUCCCUAUCACAGCCACGACGAAAUUCAACCACUGCAGCCCGGGAAGGUUUAUGAGCUGGAUGUUGAAAUCUGGCCCACAAACAUCUUACUCCCUAAAGGGUCCCAAAUCGCACUUCAAGUUAGUGGCAAAGACUUCGAAAGGAUGAUGCCUCCGAGGGAAGCUGGAAAUCCGUGGGAAAUGCGGAACCCUACGAUUUGCACGCAUAGCCACCUUCAAGAUCGACCAAAAGAUACAUUCGGGGGCGAGUCUACCAUUUUCACGGGGGGUGAAACACCAUCUUUCCUAUUGCUUCCCUUUAUUGAGAAUUAG
Messenger RNA from Penicillium cosmopolitanum, 1731 nucleotides. Its product is annotated as CocE/NonD family hydrolase. Gene Ontology annotation, molecular function: dipeptidyl-peptidase activity. The transcript has a single exon. NCBI's taxonomy places the organism in Eukaryota, Fungi, Ascomycota, Eurotiomycetes, Eurotiales, Aspergillaceae. Bases 1 to 1731 code for a protein of 576 amino acids. The record is from RefSeq and is a predicted model, not a curated record.